Molecule: messenger RNA, 4236 nt
Organism: Merops nubicus (carmine bee-eater)
Lineage: Eukaryota; Metazoa; Chordata; Aves; Coraciiformes; Meropidae
Gene: PER2
Product: period circadian clock 2
Exons: 22
Coding region: 1-4044 (1347 amino acids)
Biological process (GO): negative regulation of transcription by RNA polymerase II; circadian regulation of gene expression; entrainment of circadian clock by photoperiod
Cellular component (GO): cytoplasm; nucleus
Molecular function (GO): transcription cis-regulatory region binding; transcription corepressor binding
Source: RefSeq, a predicted model, not a curated record
AUGGACUCUAUCAAGUUCAGGGGGUUCUACUCUAGCACUGAGGAGCAGAACCCUGAGCAGCAACCUGGUAUCAGUGAAAACGUUUCUUCAUCGUUCUCUCUAAAAGAGCAACAGAAAAUGAGUGAUUAUUCUGGACUUGCCAAUAACCAUAGCCAGAUGAUUGCUGAAGAUUCGGAAAUUCAGACGAAGCCUGAACACUCUCAUGAAGUUCUCCAGGAAGAUAUUGAAAUGAGCAGUGGAUCCAGUGGAAAUGACUUCAGUGGCAAUGACACAAAUGAAAACUACUCAAGUGGGCAUGAUUCUCAUGGCCAUGAAUCGGAUGAAAAUGGGAAAGAUUCAGCAAUGCUCAUGGAAUCUUCAGACUGUCAUAAAAGUUCAAGCUCAAAUGCAUUUAGUCUGAUGAUUGCAAACUCUGAACACAAUCAGUCUAGCAGUGGAUGCAGUAGUGAGCAGUCCACUAAAGCCAAAACACAAAAGGAGCUGCUGAAAACAUUACAAGAGCUGAAAGCUCACCUUCCUUCUGAGAAGAGAAUUAAAGGCAAAUCUAGUGUCCUAACAACGUUGAAGUAUGCCCUUAAAAGCAUUAAGCAAGUUAAAGCCAAUGAGGAAUAUUACCAACUGUUGAUGAUUAAUGAAUCCCAGCCUGCUGGACUCAAUGUGUCAUCUUACACGGUGGAAGAAGUGGAGACUAUAACCUCAGAAUACAUCAUGAAAAAUGCAGAUAUGUUUGCUGUAGCUGUUUCUUUGAUUACUGGGAAAAUUUUGUACAUCUCUGAUCAAGCAGCUUCUAUUCUCCGCUGUAAGAGGGGUUAUUUUAAAAAUGCCAAAUUUGUGGAGUUCUUGGCACCUCAGGAUGUCAGUGUGUUCUACACUUCUACUACCCCGUACAGAUUACCAUCAUGGAAUAUUUGCAGUAGAGCUGAGUCUUCCACCCAGGACUGCAUGGAAGAGAAAUCCUUUUUCUGUCGCAUCAGUGCGGGAAAGGAGCGUGAAAAUGAGAUUUGCUAUCACCCGUUCCGGAUGACUCCUUACCUUAUCAAAGUGCAGGAUCCAGAAGUAGCAGAGGACCAGCUUUGCUGUGUGUUGCUUGCAGAGAAAGUACAUUCUGGUUAUGAAGCACCCAGAAUUCCUCCUGACAAAAGAAUUUUUACAACUACGCACACACCGACCUGUUUGUUCCAGGAUGUAGAUGAAAGAGCAGUACCUCUGUUGGGAUACCUACCUCAGGACUUAAUAGGAACGCCAGUCUUGGUGCAUCUUCAUCCAAAUGACAGACCCUUAAUGCUAGCAAUUCACAAAAAAAUACUGCAGUAUGGAGGACAGCCUUUUGACUAUUCACCAAUCAGGUUUUGCACGAGAAAUGGAGACUAUAUAACCAUGGACACUAGCUGGUCCAGUUUCAUCAACCCUUGGAGUCGAAAAGUUUCGUUUAUUAUUGGAAGACACAAAGUUAGGACGGGUCCCUUAAAUGAAGAUGUCUUUGCUGCUCCCAACUAUACAGAGGACAGAAUCCUUCAUCCCAGUGUUCAGGAAAUCACUGAGCAAAUAUAUCGGCUGUUAUUGCAGCCUGUACACAACAGUGGAUCCAGUGGGUAUGGAAGUCUAGGGAGCAAUGGUUCACACGAGCACUUAAUGAGCGUGGCAUCCUCCAGUGACAGCACAGGAAAUAAUAAUGAAGACACUCACAAGGAUAAACCAGAUGUUUGUCAAGAUGCCCGUAAGAUCAAAAAUAAAGGACAGCGUAUUUUCACUGACAGUAAAGCAAAACUGGGACAUAAGAGAGAGCCUUCUGCAGAAAAACAAAAUGGUUCUGGUGGUCAGGUGAAAGAUGUAGUAGGAAAGGACACUGCAGUAACAACUGCUCCUAAAAAUGUGACUACUGAAGAGCUGGCUUGGAAAGAACAACCUGUGUAUUCUUACCAACAGAUCAGCUGUUUGGACAGCGUCAUCAGGUACUUGGAGAGUUGUAACGUGCCCGGUACAGCAAAAAGAAAAUGUGAACCUUCACCAAAUGUUGCAUCACUGAAUCCUGGAGUUCACGAACAAAAACCAGCUGAUCAUGCUAUACAGCCCUUGGGAGAUCCUGCUGUGUUGAAGGCAUCUGGUAAAUCAAAUGGUCCCCCAGUGGUUGGUGCUCACUUAACAUCUUUAGCUUUACCUGGCAAGCCUGAGAGUGUUGUCUCACUCACAAGUCAGUGCAGCUACAGUAGCACCAUUGUUCAUGUUGGAGACAAAAAAACACAACCUGAAUUAGAAAUGAUAGAAGAUGGUCCAACUGGAGCAGAACUCAUAGAUGGCCAACUUCUUGCACCUCCAUCCAGCUCUGCACAUGUAAAUCAAGAAAAGGAGCCAUUUAAAAAGCUGGGACUUACGAAGGAAGUCCUCGCAGUGCACACACAAAAAGAGGAGCAGAGCUUUUUGAAUAAGUUUAAAGAAAUCAAGAGAUUUAAUAUUUUUCAGUCCCACUGCAAUUACUACUUACAAGAUAAACCAAAAGCACGGCCUGUUGAACGUGGUGGCCGUGGACAAAGGAAUGGCACUUGUGGAAUGGAUCAGCCUUGGAAGAAAAGUGGAAAGAACAGGAAAUCAAAGCGCAUUAAACCACAGGAGUCUUCGGACAGCACAACUUCUGGAACUAAAUUCCCCCAUCGGUUCCCUCUUCAAGGUUUAAAUGCUACUGCUUGGUCACCAUCAGACACUUCUCAAGCGAGCUACUCAGCCAUGUCUUUUCCCACUGUUAUGCCUGCAUAUCCACUUCCUGUUUUUCCAGCAGCAGGGACCAUGCCACCAGCUCCUGAGCCUUCACUCUCUGGUUUUAAUCAGUUGCCAGACUCUGGAAAUCCUUGCCCUGUGCAACCAUCCCAGUUCUCUGCACCCCUCAUGACACCUGUCGUAGCUCUCGUGCUCCCAAACUACGUCUACCCGGAGAUGAACAAUAACUUACCUCAGCCGCUUUACCACAGCCAGCCCAGCUUCCCUGCCCAUUCCACCUUCUCUUCCCAGACGGUGUUCCCGACCCAGGCGCCGUUUGCUACGCCCAGCCCUUUCCCACAACAGGCCUUCUUCCCAACGCAGCCAUUCCAUUAUAACCCCCCAGCAGAGAGUGAGAAGGUUCCUGUGGCAGAGCCCCGGAACGAGCCGUCCCGCUCCUGCACUCCGCAGUCGGUAGGUCCUCAGGACCAGGCUUCACCACCCCUGUUCCAGUCACGGUGCAGUUCUCCCCUGAAUCUUCUGCAGUUAGAAGAAACCACAAAAACUGCUGAAAGUGGAGCUCCUGCAGGUUUACAUGGAGCUUUAAAUGAGGAAGGAGCCAUAGGCAAAAUCAUGACAACUGAUAACUGUAGUGGAAAAGAAUCCUUACCAGCUGAAUCACCAAUGGAUGCUCAGAACAGUGAUGCACUCUCCAUGUCUAGUGUCCUGCUUGACAUUUUGCUCCAGGAAGAUGCAUGCUCAGGCACUGGUUCAGCUUCCUCGGGGAGCGGUGUCUCUGCAGCUGCUGAGUCCCUGGGGUCUGGAUCCAAUGGCUGUGGCAUGUCAGGGAGCAGAACAGGUAGUAGUGAAACUAGUCAUACCAGCAAAUACUUUGGGAGUAUUGAUUCCUCAGAAAACCAUCACAAAACCAAAAUGAAGGCAGAAAUGGAAGAAAGUGAGCACUUCAUCAAAUAUGUCCUUCAGGAUCCUAUAUGGCUUUUGAUGGCUAACACGGAUGACACUGUCAUGAUGACUUACCAGAUACCUUCACGAGAUUUGGAAACAGUUUUAAAGGAAGAUAAGCAGAAACUAAAGCAAAUGCAGAAACUACAGCCAAAAUUUACAGAAGAACAAAAAAGAGAACUUAUUGAAGUUCAUCCAUGGAUCCAGCAAGGCGGACUGCCAAAAACUGUAGCGAAUUCUGAAUGUAUUUUUUGUGAGGACAAUAUACAGAGCAAUUUUUAUACGUCGUAUGAUGAAGAAAUCCAUGAAAUGGACCUUAAUGAAAUGAUUGAAGACAGUGGGGAAAACAACUUGGUUUCUCUCAGUCAAGUCAGCGAAGAACAAACAUAGCCUUUGAGCCUGUUGUUUUCCAGGCUGCUUCAAAACAACAGUCAUGAUCCACAAAGGUUUUAAUCUUGUAUCCAGCAAGAUGAAUGCAGUUCAUAAAAACAAAUGUGUUUUUUCUUGCUCUGGAAGAGUCAUUUGUGAAUGAAUCUCUUUUUAAAUGGUGGCAAUCUCUUCCCAGUAAGGACGUUGUUGAAG